AUGUGUAGGCAGGGCAGAUGGUGCAUAUGCACGUGGUUGCACCGACAAAUUCGUAAUGUGCACGUCUGGCCUAGCCACGUACUAUCGAUGUCCGAAACCUCUGAAAUAUGA
Gongylonema pulchrum is the source of this 111-nucleotide messenger RNA. The record is from the annotation of a GenBank genome assembly. NCBI's taxonomy places the organism in Eukaryota, Metazoa, Nematoda, Chromadorea, Rhabditida, Gongylonematidae.